Molecule: messenger RNA, 626 nt
Organism: Sciurus carolinensis (gray squirrel)
Lineage: Eukaryota; Metazoa; Chordata; Mammalia; Rodentia; Sciuridae
Gene: Gtf2h5
Product: general transcription factor IIH subunit 5
Exons: 3
Coding region: 89-379 (96 amino acids)
Biological process (GO): nucleotide-excision repair; nucleotide-excision repair, preincision complex assembly; transcription by RNA polymerase II
Cellular component (GO): transcription factor TFIIH core complex; transcription factor TFIIH holo complex
Source: RefSeq, a predicted model, not a curated record
GCGCGAUGACGUAGCAGCGCCGGCGCACUUUGCGGCGACGCCGAGGCUCUGCUGGGUCUGCGGGCGGAGAUGCAAAUCUCCAAAGUAUAUGCGUUUGAUGCUUUCAGUGUUACUUUCUUUUUUAUUAGGAUUAUUGAGGUCUUCACCUUCUAACUGGAAAAAGAUGGUCAACGUCUUGAAAGGAGUGCUUAUAGAAUGUGAUCCUGCCAUGAAGCAAUUUCUACUAUACUUGGAUGAGUCCAAUGCCCUGGGGAAGAAGUUCAUCAUUCAAGACAUCGAUGAUACUCAUGUCUUCGUAAUAGCAGAGUUGGUUAAUGUCCUCCAGGAGCGCGUAGGUGAAUUAAUGGACCAAAAUGCUUUUUCUCUUACCCAGAAGUAAAAUAUUUGAUAUUGACUGUUUAGGAAUUAUAAGCAACAAAUAAGAAAGACUGCCCCCCACCUACUUUCAGUACCUUAUGUGGCUGAGGAGCAUGCUGUGGGAAAGACUGUAAUCAUUUGUUCAGACAAAAACCCCUGAACUAAUUUUUGUUGUACUUCAGAAUUUUUUUUAAAAAAGCUUUAUCAGUUGACUGUAAUUUGACUUUUAUUAUCCUUUAAUAAAAUAAAAACAUACAUGUUUUUCCUGC